AUGGAACAGCUAUUAACUGCGUUAACUCAAAGUCAACAGCAGCUUGCUCAGAGCCAGCAGAUUCUCAUGCAACAGUUAGCUGAUUCGCAGAAACACAUGGUAACGCUUUUGCAGCAAACGCAAGGUAACCUCACUUCUACUUCUUCGCAAUCAACGGUUUUGGACAGCGUUGUUUCCGCCCCUCUGGCUAAAUCUUCUCAAUUCUCAAACCUUGCUGAGCGUUUGGGCAAAUUUAUUCACGAGCCGGAUAAGGGAAAAACCUUUACGUUGUGGUACGAACGCCACGAGGGCACCUUUACGGAUGGUGCAAAAGGUUUAAUCGAAGAGGAACGUAAGCAGUUACUUCUUAACGCCUUGGGCGAUGAUGAAUACCAACGUUUAUUAAGCCGUUUGUCGCCUGUAAAGCCAUACGAUUUGAAUUUCUCUGACCUUGUGAAGCAGCUGAAAAAGCAAUUUCAUGACAACAAGUCGCUUUUUCAACGCCGUUUCGAAGCGCUUAAUUUUCGGGCAACGCCGCCUAUGGCGGUAAUCGAUAUUCUUGAUCGAAUAAGCAUUCUGGGAGAUGCUUUCGAAAUUAAUAAUUUCAAUAUAGACCAGCUCAAAAUUUUGCUUACUGCAAUUGCACUUAGCGAUCAUGCUUAUCACACUGAACGUGCCCUCUUGUUUAAAAUUACAGCGGAAAAAGAAAAUUGCACUUAUAGUGAUAUUAGAGAAAUCUGUUACGCCCAUGUAGAAGCCAAGCGUCGCACCAAGCAGCCUUUGAAGAAAGUAACAUCUUCGCAAUGUCACGGCUGUGGCCUUACGACACAUCCAAGAGAAGACUGUCCGUUUAAGAAAGCGGACUGUAGAAUUUGCAAAAAGACUGGCCAUAUUGCAAAAGUCUGUCGCUCUAAAGGAGCUUCUCUCAAGCAUCGUAAAUACGUCGAAAUUUUGCUAAACGGUAAAAAGAUAAAAAUGCAACUGGAUACUGGCGCGGACAUAACAACAAUCGGAACAAAGGCUUCUGUCAUUGUUUUAAGUCGUCCUAAUACAGCACUCAUUAGUGCACAAGUUAUUGAUGAACUCAAAUUAGUAAAAUACGACGAGGGAGUCACGGGUGCUGACUGCAUGAUAAAUGAGAUAAAGAAUACAUCGUUGCUUAAUAAAUAUCCAAGUCUCUUCAGUGAUAAAUUAGGAGAAUGCACUAAGUCAAGCGUUAAGCUACGCUUUAAGCCGGAUGCUCAUCCUACUCACGCGCCACGACGUCCAGUGCCGCUAGCGCUAGAGGAACAGCUCAGUGUCGAACUUGAUCGACUAGUGGAAAACGCGAUCUUGACACCCGUGGAUACAUCAGAAUGGGCAGCCCCCAUUGUCGUUGCAAGGAAACCUAACGGAAAAAUUCGUAUUUGCGCUGAUUAUUCCACGGGAUUGAACAAUGCUUUAGAUGCAGAUGACUACCCUAUUCCAAAUAUAGAGGAUAUUUUGGCAAAGCUUCAGGGAAAUACCAUUUUCACACAACUGGAUCUGUCGGAUGCAUACUUUCAAUUAAAAUUGGACGAAGAAAGUAAACCCUUGACUACUAUCAAUACACAUCGAGGAUUGUUCAUGUUUAAUAGGCUGGUUUUUGGUCUGAAGCCAGCCCCAGCAAUUUUUCAACGCACCUUAGAGCAAGCUCUUGCUGGUAUCCCAGGCGUUGUGGUUUACCUCGAUGAUAUCCUCAUUUGUGGUCGAAAUCGGGAAGAACAUGACAUGCGUCUUAACGAGAUUUUGAAUCGUCUCCAAGAGUGGGGAUUCAGACUAGGCAUUGGAAAAUGCAAGUUUCAUAUAUCCUCAGUAAAGUAUUUAGGCUUUGUAAUUUCUAGUAAAGGUAUUGAACCAGAUCCAGCACGUAUCAAACCAAUAUGUUCUAUGAGAGAACCUAAUAAUACAAAGGAAGUGAGAGCGAUUCUUGGAUUGGUAAAUUAUUACGGAAAGUUCGUUCCUAAUCUACAUCGUUUAAAGGCUCCUUUAGAACUCUUAUUAAAAAAGGACGCCCCUUUUGUCUGGAAUUCGGCAUGCAAGAAAGCUUUUCUUAAGAUUAAGGAAGUGUUAACCGGUCCACUUAUACUUGCACAUUUCGAUCCUCAACAGUCAUUAAUUGUUGCUGCGGAUGCAAGUCCAACAGGUAUCGGCGGUGUUCUGCUUCAACGCUACGCGGAUGGACAAGUAAAGGCUGUUUUCCACAUGUCAAAGGCUUUGACUAAAACGCAACAAGGUUAUAGUCAAAUUGAAAAAGAAGCUUUGGCAUUAGUUACUGCCGUUGAGCGUUUUAGAAAAUUUUUAUAUGGCCGACAUUUUAUACUCCAAACAGACCAUCGACCUCUUCUGGUUCUGUUCCGCUCGUUUAAGACAAAGGGAUUAGAUACUCGCACGGCAAACCGCUUGAAGCGAUGGGCACUCCGCCUUAUUGGCUAUGAUUUUGAUAUAGAAUAUGUCAAAUCUGAGCAUUUUGGUCAAGCAGACGCCUUGUCCAGACUUAUUCAAGAAGCCAAAGUAGGUUCCACCGAUCCGGAAUUGGAAGAAGUUAUUGCUUCGCUACAGGAAAUAGAAACGGAACUUCAACAGUUGAUUCUAGAAUCAGGUCGUUUUCUGCCUAAGACAACUCGUGAAGAGCUGCAACGAGCUACAUACAAGGACGGAAUUCUGGCCGAGGUUAUCGAUCGCCUACAGACGGAUUGGCUACGUUCUGACGCUAAAGACAGUGACUUACUUCCGUAUUAUCGCCGUCGCGACUACUUAUCUGUUGUGGACAGGACACUCGUGUCGGAUGACAAGAUUGUUAUACCACAUAGUCUUCGACCGGAUGUGCUCCGACAAUUACAUAUAGCACACCCAGGUAUUCGUCGCAUGGUUCAGUUGGCCCGACGUUAUUUCUAUUGGCCGGCCAUGCAAGCUGAUAUUGAAAAGUUUGUCAAGUGCUGCAAACAUUGCGCGGAGACUGCAUCAAAUCCUAUCAAGGAACCACUUCACCCAUGGCCCGAAUCCAAAUCGUCGUGGGACCGAAUUCACAUGGAUUUUGCUGGCCCAAUACAAGGACAUUGGUUCCUUGUUAUCGUUGAUAGCUACUCUAGAUUCGUAGAUGCCGAGUGGUUUUCAACAAUUACCGCAACUGCUACUUGUAAAUAUCUACGCCGAUUAUUCUUCAAGUAUGGUCCACCCAAAGUGGUUGUAUCUGAUAAUGGCACGCAAUUCACGGCAAUUGAGUUCGCUCAACUCUGCACAGAGUUCAAUAUAAUACAUUUACGCAGUCCUCCAGGACACCCUCAGUCAAAUGGUUUAGCGGAGCGAAUGGUAAAUACUUUAAAGCGUUCUUUGGAGUUACAGGUUCCAUCGAAAAGGGAAACAAAGAUGAACCAAAUCUUGUACACGUAUAAUUAUACACCAUGCGAAGCAGCUCCUGACGGUAAAUCCCCAGCUGAGAUUUUUUUUGGACGCAAGUUUAGAACUCCCUUGGACAUUUUCACCGUUACAGAAAAGCCCAGACCAAUUUUGUCUCAUUCGCAGAGGAAAAUGAAGAAACAUUUUGAUACCCAUCACGGUGCAAAGACUCGCCGUUUCUUUCCGGGACAGCAGGUGUUGGUUCAACUCUCCAACGGUCGCCGAGUUCCUGGGAAGAUAGUCAACAUUAUUGGAUCGACGAUUGCUCGUAUCAAGGUUGACAAUGGCCUUAUAAAGCGGCACUUUAAUCAAAUCUGGAAUCGGACGGUUUCCCCUUCCGAGAGGACUGAUAGUGACGCCGAGGGCCUACUUCCAACGAUGCAAAAUCCAACAGCGGAUCCCCCUCCUUGUCAACUUCCGUUCGAGGGGGCUAAUUUCGCCAGCAAUGUAGACCCUCCAGCCCAAGUCAGGGAGGAACCAACAGUUCGGCGUUCAAGUCGUCUAGCAGGAGACGCCCGCCCGGAUUAUCGGAAGCUAGCUGGGUAUAGAAAUAUUAUACAACAAGGAAAAGAUCUCAAAUUAACGCAAUCAAGUUAUGCAGAACAUGUAGUCAAGAUGUUCAAUAUGGAAAACUCAAAACCUGUAAAUACUCCUAUAUUGAUCAAUGAUGACGGAAGCGAGGAAAUCAACAAGGUUUUUCCAUAUCGAGAAAACGUUGGAAGCAUCUUGUAUUUAACCUGCAAAACAAGAUCUGAUGUGGCCUAA
Molecule: messenger RNA, 4161 nt
Organism: Trachymyrmex cornetzi
Lineage: Eukaryota; Metazoa; Arthropoda; Insecta; Hymenoptera; Formicidae
Exons: 5
Coding region: 1-4161 (1386 amino acids)
Biological process (GO): DNA integration
Molecular function (GO): zinc ion binding; nucleic acid binding
Source: RefSeq, a predicted model, not a curated record